Molecule: messenger RNA, 1342 nt
Organism: Raphanus sativus (radish)
Lineage: Eukaryota; Viridiplantae; Streptophyta; Magnoliopsida; Brassicales; Brassicaceae
Product: short-chain dehydrogenase TIC 32, chloroplastic
Exons: 8
Coding region: 152-1237 (361 amino acids)
Source: RefSeq, a predicted model, not a curated record
GUUUUCUGAAUUUGCUACAGUGCCCUGUCUCUUCUUCAAUCAGUCACGGAUCCUCUUCUCUUCCCUAAAGGCAGAACCUUUGAAUGGUGAUAUUGAGAUUUGAUUGAUCGUGAUUUAAGUAAACGCUUCAGAGAUCGUUUGUUGGUUGAUAAUGAUGGAAGUGGAGAAGCUGAAGGAGGCUUUGCGUUUUAUCUGCUCUUCUGAUUUCCUGAGGAUGGCUCUGUUUUGGAACUUGGCCCUCCUUUCUUCUUACUUUCAGUUGCUUAAAAGAAGGAUCUUUGGCUCAAAACCAACUUCCUUUUCUUCUUCUUCUUCUUCACACAGACCUAUUUGUGUUAUCACAGGUGCUACUUCAGGGCUUGGUAAGGCAACUGCGUUUGCUCUUUCAAGGAAAGGCUUCUACAUAGUUCUUGUUGGACGGUCCUCUCACUUACUAUCAAAGACGUUGGCUGAAAUCAAGAAGCAGAACAAAGAUGCUCAACUCAAAGCUUUUGAAGUUGACAUUUCUUCUUUUCAAUCGGUUUCCAAGUUCAGAAACUCACUAGAGCAGUGGCUUCUAGACUCAGAUUUACAUUCUUCCAUCCAGCUUUUGGUUAACAACGCUGGAAUACUUGCAACUUCAAGUCGUCCAACCAUUGAAGGCUUUGACAGGAUGAUGGCUACUAACUACAUGGGUGCAUUCUCUUUGACAAAACUUCUCUUACCGCUUCUGAGAAACAGCCCUGUGCCUUCACGAGUCGUGAAUGUUACAUCUUUCACACAUCGUUCUGUUUUUUCACCGAGGUUUGACAAGGAUUCUGUUACGGGAGUUUACUCUUCAGAAUCAAAGCAUUAUCCUUGUGCUAGUAUCUAUCAGUAUUCCAAAUUAUGCCUUCUACUCUUCUCAUACGAGCUUCAUAGACAGCUUCGCCUCACGGAUGAUUCACAUCACGUCUCUGUUGCAGCGGUAGAUCCAGGAGCGGUAAAGACAAACAUAAUGCAUGAGCUUCCUUCGUAUAUACAAGCCUUGGCGUUUUACAGUCUCAAGAUUCUUAGACUCAUGCAGUCCUCUGAGGAAGCAGCUGAAUCUGUCAUUGAUGCUGCUUUAGCCCCACCUGAAGUAUCAGGCAAAUAUUUCUUUGGAGGAUACGGGAGGACCAUUGAAUCUUCAGAGAUUUCUCGUGAUCCAAAACUUGCAAAGGAACUCUGGGACACGUCAUGUCUCAUAUUUGAUGAGCUGCACCAAAAUCACACUUGAAGAUGAUGACACAAUCAUAGGAUAUCCAAAAUGUACGAAACUUUUAUGUUUGAUUCUAGAAUCUUUUAGAGAUAUAGCCAAUGUGGCCUUGCCACUUUGUUGUCA